UUGUUGUUGCAAUGUUAGCAAGUCAAGCUGGGGAGGACAGCUUUGGGAAGGCGCUGGCUUGUAUUAGUGUUGCCAAAGCAUUUGGAUAAGGUAACUAGAUGGUAACAGAGCAGUCUUAGUUUAAAUCGGUCUGUGAAACUGCCUUUCCUGCUGGCGUUUCAUUAUGCGGCGUGGGGAGCACGCUCCACGGGCUUUCCAGGCCCCAGUGGAUGUCCAUGCCAGUGCAGAUGGCCAGGUUUACAUGUUCAACAGGAGGCCGAAUGAGUCCUCAGAUGAUGAGGAGCUCAAUGUUAUGGAGAUGAGGCCGUGGAUUUUCCAAGAGCAGGAGCUUGACAGACUGAGGAACGUUCAGCUGCUGGAACGGGAGGUGUUGGAUGGUGACAGUCUCAACAAGCUUGCUCUGCAAUAUGGCUGCAAGGUGGCAGACAUAAAGCGGGUGAACAACCUUAUGCAGGAACAAGAUUUAUUUGCACUGAAAUCUAUCAAAAUACCUGUUAAGAAACACAGCAUGUUAACAGAGACUUACCCGGGCCUAAGUGACUCUCAAGAAGAAAUGCCGUAUUCAUCCCACAAACCAGUGAAGACUCAGGACAGAGCCAGAGCCCAGCCACAUCUACAGGAGGUCACAGACUUUCUAAUGGAGGUGGACCAUGAUAUUGAGAAACUGAUUCAGACCACGAACGAUCAAGAUGAGGAUUUCUUGGACAGCUCAGAGAAACGGCAACAGUUUGGUUCCAGAGGACAGCGCCUGACCGGUCACGGGGCAGACUGGGGCAUCCAGUGGUGGAACGCUGUAGUUGCCAUGCUCCUGAUAGGCAUCGUCCUGCCAUUAUUUUAUGUCAUUUAUUUUAAAACAAAAGAUAACGGAGCGGCCUUACCAACAGAUGCUAGUGGUGCUUCACAGUCAUCGACCACCUCUUCAAAUGCCUCAUUGACAGGCCAUGUUACAUGAGCACCUGAGCAUUUUCAAGAACCAGGAUAGUGCAGACUUGAGUCCGGGAACACCAGAGUCAUUUUUUAAAAUCAUUGGGUUAGAUGGUCUCAGAAGUAGGUGACAGUCAAGAUAAAGCCAAAACAUUUUAACUUGUGCAAUACCACAAUGUGUCUAGUUUUCUACAGUGGAUUUUACUUUUUCAACUAUAACCACAAUGCUUGAGGAAGAUACUUCAAUGGUUGUCUUUCAUGGGGAGUUUCCUGAAAUAUUACUGUUAAUCCCUGAUUAUUUGCUUCUUGUUGAGAUUACAGUUCCUCAGGUGUUAUCAAAAAUUUGAGGUAUUAAAUGGUUGUGCCUUGAACCUCCUCACACAUGAUACAAACAGAACAAUAAUUGCCAGCGAAAAAUGUAUUUUUAUGGGGGGAAUCAUCUGUGUUGGCUUUGCCACAACCUGCCUUUCCACCAGUGCCACUUCAAGUGUCGACAUAUCAGCGUUGUAUAUCAGGCGCAAUCUUUAUAUGUUCAAAUAAAGUAAUAUAUUUUUUAAAUGUAUUUACAAAAAGAUGAAAUCAGAGAUAUAUUGUGUUCCCCUGUUGCCAAACCAUGCGAGGUUAAACUAUGUUUGACAUGUGUUUGAGCGUUGUUUGUGUGCCUUGUUUGCUGUAACUUAAUUUUUGUGUCUACGUGUUCAUUAAGUUAUUGCCACGCACCUCAUGCCUUCUCUCUGGGUCUGAACGCCGUGGCAAACGUGUAAAUUGUGUUAACUGUAAGAGUUUGGUGCAGUAUACUUUAUCUUGUAAGGUUGUAUGUGUUCAUUCGUCACCUUGCUAUCUUUGAAAUGCAAAGUGCUGCUUUUUGAAAAUUACCCUUAGUGUCCAGUUGCCUGAAUUAAGUGUGAGCUUUAAGAAAAGUGCCUUAAAACUUCAUUGCCAGGUUUAUAUAGUAUUGCAUGCUCCAUCUUGUUUGAUGGGUUGUGGAGACCACCUUAAAAGGAGGAUGAAUUUGUGUGGUUUGUAUUUUAAUUUAAUGAAACUGGGAAAAGCUGUUUUGUUGACACAUUUUUCCAAAAGUUUGUCGAUUUGUAAAUCACUUGGCAGAAGAAUUGACAUGAUGGAUGUGCAAUAAUGUUUUUCUUCAGCAUGUUCCUACGUGAAUACAAACUUUGUAGUGUGAAAGAGUCUCGGAAGUGUUCUCGUAUAUUUAACUGACAAAACACAAUGUUUUGUAUUAAGACUAAAACUCCACUGACACAAUAAAAACUGGAUGAAUAUGAAAUAAAACAAUUUCACU
Molecule: messenger RNA, 2224 nt
Organism: Micropterus salmoides (largemouth bass)
Lineage: Eukaryota; Metazoa; Chordata; Actinopteri; Centrarchiformes; Centrarchidae
Gene: lysmd4
Product: LysM, putative peptidoglycan-binding, domain containing 4
Exons: 3
Coding region: 164-952 (262 amino acids)
Source: RefSeq, a predicted model, not a curated record